CUCACUGUGCCCUGCAGGAAAUUUUAGUGAACGCAUCAAAGCACGAGCUGACCCAGCUGAUCUACCGUCACCUGAAGGAGCAGGGUUUCCACUCAGCUGCAGAUGAGCUCCAGAGGCACAGCCCACAGGUGGAGACAAACACAUCUGCAUCAUUGUACGACAUCUACACUUCAUGGUUAAGGGACUCAAAGAAGAAAAAGCAGCCAGACUCGGUCAAAGGGACUCCAGUUAAGGCCACACCAAGGAAAAAGAAGGACAAACCUGCAAACAAAGCAGAGACACAAAAAAAGAAGUCUGCGCCAGCGAAAAGGAAAAAGAGUGACGGUAAAUCUGCAGAAAAUGACAUCAAGGCGAAAAAAUCCAAGACCCAAACAAAAGACAAGGUGGCUGCUGGAGGAGAUGAUUCAGACUCUGACAGCAGUCUGGAUGUAGAUAAAUGGAAGAAACUGGUGCUGCAGAUGACAGAGUCUGACAUCGCCAAGAUGGACACCAUCAAUGCUCUGGACUCCUCUGCUCCUCCACCUGUGAAAAAGAGAGUGAGGAAACCCCGGGCUAAGCCUCCUGCAAAACCUGACACUCCCCUUAAACAGAAUAACGAGAUGGCUGGAAAAAAUGAAAAGGUGGAGGAGAAACCUGUGACUGAAACACCAGCAAAGAAUACUAAACCCAGGAGGAGCAGCCCAAAAAAGACUGCACCUGUGACCUCCUCUGCCUCCUCAAGCCAAGUGCAAAACAUCACCUCUGUAGAGGAGAGACCAGGGAUGUCUGCCAUCUCUCCGUCAAAACAGACACCAAAGAAGGAGAAAAGGAAAGACAUGACUCCCAGUGAAGAAAAAACUGAUGAGACAACGUCUGAGCCCAAAAAGAAGAAGAAGAAGAAAAAGGAGAUUACUGAAGAGGAAAUGGUGGAGAGUACAAACGAGACUGGUGGAGAUGGAAAAGACAAGAACAGUAAAAAGGAAAAGAAAAAGAAGACUGAAGUAACAGAUAAAGAAUUAAGUGAUAAACCUGCGGAGCAUGAGAAAAAUGCAAAGGGAGACAGAAAAAGGAAUGAGACUGAAAAAGAAAUCAUCAAGAAGAAUACAGAUGGCGAUGUUGCAAAUGGGGAAACAUCAGAGCCGUUAGUUCAAGAAAAGAAACCCAAGAAGAAGAAAAAGGAGAAAACUCAUAGCGAGGAAAAUUCAGAGCACGCGGCUGAAGAAAAGAAAGUAAAGAAGAAGAAAAAUAGAGUUGAUAGUGAGGAAAAUUCAGAACAGGCAGCUGAAAAAGUAGAAGAAAAUUCAGAGCAGAUAGUUGAAGAAAACGAAGCAAAGAAGAGUAAGGAGGCUGCUGAUGGUGAGGAAAAUUCAGAGCAAAGAGUUAAAGAAAAGAAAGCAAAGAAGAAGAAAAAGGAGAAACCCGAUGAGGAAAAUCCAGAGCAGAUCGUUAAAGAAAAGAAAAAGAAAAACAAACACAAAGCUGAUCAUGACGGGGAGAUGUCGGAGCAGAUACUUGAAGAAAAUACGACAAAGAAAUCGGAGAGCAGCGACAGAGCAGAACCGCCGGAGCAGAUUACUGAAGUGAAGAAGAAGAAGAAGAAAAAGGACUCAUCAUUGCAAAAUAAUGACACAGAACCACUACCUCCACCCAACGCUGAGACAUCCACUUCCUCAACAGAGAAGAAGAAAAAGAAGAGCAAGUUGAAAUCAGCUGAGGUCCCAGACACACCUGACGUUUCGGUCCAAGACGCUGCAGCAACACAAACCCUCCAAACACCCUCAAGUAACUCCACCCCCAAAAAGAAAAAGAAGUCGUCGAAGAGCACAGAGUCGUGAAGAUGUUUGACUCUUCAAGAUGAAGGCGUUACAUCCUCUCUGUCCUAUUUCUAAUCAUAUUUUAAUAGUUAGAAAAACACUUAAAACUGUACAGAGAACAUGACUUGUCUAUUUUGGUACAUUUUAACAAAAAAAAAAAAAAAAAUUUCAUUGUUUUAUGUGUUUACCCACAGAGUGUGGAGCACUGUGCCACAGCUGUUAUUUUUCUACUUUGUCUUAUCUGAUUCUGCCAUAUUAAUGGCACGAUUAUGUCAGAGGGUUUUAUAAUUGUUUUAUGGAAUGGACGAUCCCUCAUGGUAUUUCUUUUCGAAGUGAAAAUCAGUGGUUGAUUGAACAGAAAAAUGUCUCCUUUAAAGGUGUAGUCUGCGAUUCUUAUCUAACCUCUCGGUCCGCUGGCUGUCUGUUCUGUGUGUGGGCACUAAAAAUAAAUGCAGUGUCCAUUAAAGGGGACACAAACAGAGUGGCUCAGACCGAACCGAACGACACUAUCAUGCUGUGCUCAUGCCCAGGACAGGUGAUAGCCCGUGGGUGUGUACAAAUGAAGGCAGAGAGAGCGAGAGGGAUGCUAACAUGGAGUCUCUGGAGGAGCACUGGUGGGAGGGGUUUAUUUGUUUGGGUGUUGAGUUCAAGUAUCGCUGACCUCACCUUUAAACAAAUUCUCUUUCAGUCUCAGGACUGUAUCCCACGAUAGUCCUAAAUGUUAAUUUGCUUCCUGUGUGCACCCACUUACUCUGCUCUUGUGGAUGGAAAAAAAGAAAACACCACAUGUUUUGAUUAGUUUUAUAUUUAUUCAAAAAUAUCUGGAAAACUGUUUUAGCAGUCUAUUUUUGGUAUCGGGUCAAGUAGCCAACCUAUGUUUGUGAAAAGCAUGUUUUUUUUAAACAAAAGUUUUAAAUGUUUGAUAAAGCUUUCAUAUGCUUUAUAUGCAUUGUAUAUUAUGCUUUUAAUACAAACUAAACAGUAUUUUUUUCAAUGUCUCUGUGCCUGCCUUAAGUCUUUUAAGUCUGUUAUUUGUGGACAGGAAGAAGAGAUACACCGAUCAGCCAAAAC
Molecule: messenger RNA, 2864 nt
Organism: Epinephelus fuscoguttatus (brown-marbled grouper)
Lineage: Eukaryota; Metazoa; Chordata; Actinopteri; Perciformes; Serranidae
Product: DNA ligase 1-like
Exons: 9
Coding region: 459-1814 (451 amino acids)
Source: RefSeq, a predicted model, not a curated record